UAUUGAAGUCAUAAAUUAGUAAGAUAAUGGUGAAUUCCGUCAGCCGUUAACCACACCGUCAUAUGGCCUUUGUCCAUGUAGACCUUCCUGAUAGAAGCUUUGUUUGAGAACAUUUACAGCCGGACUCACCACUCAACUACUGUAUUAUCAGCACCGUUCCUCAGUGAUCACCUCUUGUCCAACGACUUUAGUUUGGAGUUUGAGGAGGAGAAUCCACCAUGUGCUGUACAGGAAAGUGUGCGCGUCUAGUGGGACUGAUCCUUCUGCCUUCAGCCUUUAUUUGUAUGAUUUCUAAUGUGCUGCUAUUCUUCCCCAAUGGAGAGAAGCUGGAGACCGGACAGAUCACACUGCAAGUCUGGCUCCUGGGGGGUUUCCUUGGGGGUGGACUUUUUAUGCUAUGCCCCAGCUGUUCUGCUAUCCGAGCCGGGGGCAAGGGUUGCUGCGGAACAGGUUGCUGUGGGAACCGCUGCCGUAUGCUUAGCUCUGUGUUCUCCUCAGUUUUUGGCGUGUUGGGAGCCAUCUACUGUCUAAGUGUGUCCUCAGCAGCCCUGGCUAUUGGGCCAAAGUGUCAGGUGGCUACAGGGGAGUGGGUUUACCCCUUUGAAAAUACUGGGACGGGAAACGGCAGCUACCUUGUGAACCAGGAGCUAUGGAGUGAAUGCGCACAUCCUAAAAACAUAGUGAUGUGGCAUGUGGUCCUCUUCUCUAUCCUGCUCACCAUGGGAGGUCUACAGAUGGUGCUCUGUGGCAUCCAGGCUGUAAAUGGCUGCAUUGGCUGCAUCUGUGGGGACUGCAGAGACAGCAAGGAGGAUGAAAGUGGACUGUAAAGAAAGAUGGCGCAAUAUGAACUCAAGAUGGCAACAUACAUGAUCACCUCUCAAAGCUAUAUUCCAUUUGCAUUUCUUGACAAUGAAUGUAUAUUUGAUUUUGUGGAGGAUUUUACAUGAGAAAAACUGUGAAACUCACUCUCCAUCCUCCUAUUCAGCUGUUAAAUGAGUGUAAAUUAACUAAAAAAAAAACUAUUGCAUCUUCUAUGUAUCUUUUUUAAGCAGUACCAAUGCAUCAUCAAUCAUAGCAAAGUAAAAAUGUUCUGUUCUGUGAGUACAGUAUUAACUCUCUGAAAUUAUUUGAAAUCACCUUGCAUUCUGUCCACAACCAUUCAAACAUCUCUUUAGAUUAGAUCAUGGAAGUAUGGAUCAGACAUAAUUGCUAGCUACCAAAGCCUCGUUUGUUUAAUUGUUUAUCUUGGCUUGUUUUUAGACUGAAAUGUACUUGUACUUAAUUAUAGCAUCAAGAUUUACAAUAUUAAAAGAUUUUGUUCCUUUUUA
Messenger RNA from Periophthalmus magnuspinnatus, 1328 nucleotides. RefSeq names its product transmembrane 4 L six family member 5 (gene tm4sf5). The transcript is spliced from 5 exons. The coding region runs from base 219 to 827 and encodes 202 amino acids. Lineage: Eukaryota; Metazoa; Chordata; Actinopteri; Gobiiformes; Gobiidae. Gene Ontology annotation, cellular component: membrane. The record is from RefSeq and is a predicted model, not a curated record.